Grosmannia clavigera kw1407 is the source of this 1869-nucleotide messenger RNA. RefSeq names its product oxidoreductase. Gene Ontology annotation, molecular function: oxidoreductase activity. The transcript has 2 exons. Lineage: Eukaryota; Fungi; Ascomycota; Sordariomycetes; Ophiostomatales; Ophiostomataceae. The record is from RefSeq and is a predicted model, not a curated record. The coding region runs from base 1 to 1869 and encodes 622 amino acids.
AUGGAAGAGUCGGAUGGGUGGCAUCCCGGCGAGAUGGCUGUGCAUAAGCUUCUUAAUAAAGGAGUUCGCAUACCAAACCCAACAGCUGCCGGUCUUCCUCCAUCAUAUGUCCAUCGCAUUGCUGUCUCUCCGCUGAUCGCAAUCGGUUCUGUUGACCGCGAGGGCCGACCAUGGACGACUAUAUGGGGUGGAGAACGGCACUUUGCAGGACAGAUAGGUCCCAACUUACUGGGAGUGCAAAUCCUGGCUGAUCUAGACUAUGACCCUGUCAUCGACGCGCUCUUUGGCGGCGAUGGUACCACCCCCCAAAAAGGUGACGGAGAGUUGCUGCAUCCCGCCACUGAAGCUGUCAUUAUGGCCGGCCUCAGCAUCGAUUUAGAGACGCGAGACAGGGUCAAACUGGCCGGAAAUAUGGCUGCCGACACGGCGCCCUUGCCUGAUUCAGCCCUGGACCUCAUCAGACGUGCCGACCUCUUCUUUCUCUCAUCGACAAACGGCAAGACCAUGGAUACAAAUCACCGAGGUGGCCGGCCAGGAUUGAUGCGUGUUGUCUCCAACGGUGCUGUCGGUAGUGAUGACAGCGCAGCAAGGACAACUCUGAUCUACCCUGAAUAUUCCGGAAAUCAGCUCUACCAAACGUUGGGAAAUCUCUAUAUGCGAUCACUGGUUGGCGUGGUAGUUCCAGACUUUGAGACAGGCUCUGUGCUAUACCUAACGGGACGAGCUACAAUCCUCAUCGGUGCUGACGCUGCCGAGUAUUUGCCGCACACAAAGCUGGCUGUCCGCAUCGCUGUGGACCGGGCCAUCCUCGUGGCCGAUAGCUUGACGUUUCGUGGCUCGAUCCUUGACUAUUCGCCGUACAAUCCGCCUCUACGACGAUUGGUCAGCGAGAUCAUUGCUGUCAGUGGUGAUCCAGAUGUUGCAACUGCAUCUGAGAAACAAGAUAUAGUUGCGACGGCUGUGCUAACGGGACGCCAAACACUGACACCAUCUAUCUCACGCUUUUCGUUCACUUUGAAACUACAGGGCGGCGCAGAAUCGGGUGCCGACAAAAAUGUUCAGCUAUGGAGGGCCGGGCAAUAUGCUAGACUUGACUUCAGCCUCGAACUGGACGUGGGCUGGUCGCAUAUGCGGGACGAGGAUCCGCAGUCUCUAAAUGAUGACUUCAUCCGAACGUUUACCAUAUCUAGUCCACCGCCCCUCGCGUCUGACGGCAGAGUUGAUGCUAUUAUGCUAGAGAUGACUCUUCGGCGCCAUGGUCCGGCCACAAACCUCUUAUGGCGCCACGACAUACGGGUUCCCCUGGAGAUACCUGUGCUUGGAUACGGCGGCGACAGAAGGUUUAGCAUCGCGUGUGAGGGUUGUUGUGACGAAAGCAGAAGCAACAGUACCAACAGUAGCAGUGGAGGCAUUCGGGUGUCCCCUGUGUUUGUUGCUGCUGGGGUUGGUAUCACGCCAUUGCUGGCCCAAGCGCCGGGUAUCUUGUCCAGUCUCAAUCAACGGAAUGCUCAGCGAGCAAAUUUGACGGUACUGUGGAGCCUCAGGAUCGAGGACUUGUUCUUUGCUGCAGAUAGUUUCAGUCGUAUAGGUGGACUUGCACGGCACACAACACUAUUUGUUACAAGUGAAGCCAAUAGUGCGGAUGCAUCUGUCCAGGAAAAUCACCAAGAGGUCAUAGAAAGCCUGAGGGGAAAUGGUGCUACCGUAGUCGAGGGUCGACGGAUCCAAAAGCUGGAUAUUCUGAAUGCUGGAAAGGACAACGGAGAGGCAAGGCGGAAGUUUCAUAUUUGCACGGGCCCAGAGCUGCUCAAAGAUCUACAGAUGUGGCUUGUAGACGAUGAAAUGGUCUGGGAAAACUUUUCCUUUUGA